Molecule: messenger RNA, 2496 nt
Organism: Orbilia oligospora ATCC 24927
Lineage: Eukaryota; Fungi; Ascomycota; Orbiliomycetes; Orbiliales; Orbiliaceae
Exons: 3
Coding region: 1-2496 (831 amino acids)
Biological process (GO): RNA export from nucleus; protein import into nucleus
Cellular component (GO): nuclear pore; nuclear pore central transport channel
Molecular function (GO): structural constituent of nuclear pore; phospholipid binding
Source: RefSeq, a predicted model, not a curated record
AUGUCCGGCAAUCAAGGUCCAGGCAGCAUAUUUGGGGGCGGCGCUGGCUCAGGGGCUUUUUUCGGUAGCGCCAAUACUGGAACCUCCUCGGGAAAUAAUCUCUUUGGCACACCUGCGAGCAGUGGUCAAUCGGGUGCCAGUCUUUUUGGCCAAAAUACUCCAUCACAAAGUACUACAACGAGCGGAGGCAAUCUCUUUGGGAGUGGAGCACCUACUGUCGGUACUGGUAGCAUAUUUGGAAAGUCUACAAAUACUACACUUGGGGCAUCGACCAAUACUCCUGGUGCGAGCACUCCAACUGGAACUGGCUCCUCACUAUUUGGCGGCACAUCUGGCACUGCACCAAAGUCCACCGCAACUUCUGGCUUCAGUUUCGGAUCUACGCAGGUUGCUACGCCUCCAGGCUCCGCUACACCGACCCCAUCGAACACGGCCCCUUCGAAUAUUUUCGGAUCUACGACACCAGCCCCAAAUAAGCUGUUUGGAGGAGUGCAGAGCAAUAUGUUUGGAACAUCGACCACUCCCGCUGCCCCGCCGCCGAUGAAUCUAGGUGGCAGUAUGUUCGGAGCCUCUACUGGAGCUGCUCCUACCGACUCGACCAAACCGGCACCGGCACCGGCAGCAUCAAAUAUGUUUGGAAAUACUUCAAACACAAAUCUUUUUGGCACAGGGCAAAAACAAAAUUCGGCUACAUCUACCGCGAGCAAUUUGUUUAGCACUGGGUCGUCCGGGACUGUUACACCAGGUGGUAGCUCACUGUUUGGAUCGCAGUCAGCUGCUAAUGCGACUAGCGAUGCUUCCAAACCAUCCAUGUUUGGAUCGGCAGGCCCAGCGACAUUCGGCGGCGCAAAGCCCACCACUCCGGCUGCAUCAGGUACUGCUACCCCAGCGGCUUCAAAUCUCUUCGGUGCUGGCGGCUUCUUUGGGUCACAACCUCCUGCAGCGUCGGGAACUGCUACCCCUAACACCCUUUUCGGGUCUAAGCCGACAGAGGCAACGAAACCAGCGAGCGCUGGUGGGUUCUUUGGUCUAGAUUCAACUAAACCUACUCUUACCCCCGCUGCAGGUACACCUACCACGGAGACAAAGCCUGGUGGGAUGUUCGGAACCACGGCGGCGGGGCCGACGGCGACGGCGACGACGGAACCACCGAAGGCCAGCUUGUUUAGCAAUCCAGCAACUGCUACUACGCAAGCGGCAGCCACUACAGCGGCGAUAACUAAUGACGCCCAAAAGUCUGCCGCAUCAGUUACGGGUUUAUUCGGCUCUGGUACAGCACCUACCGCUAAACCGAGUGCCAGCGGUUUAUUUAGCACUGGAGCUGUUUCAUCUGGGCAAACGGGUGCCGGUGGCCUCUUUGGAGGAUCAAAUACGGCCCCCCCCACAAAACCUUCAACUCCGGGCCUUUUUGGAGGAGCUACGGCUCCUACCUCGACAUCUGCCCAGCCUAGCUCACUAUUUGGAACCACAGCACCAGCGACUACAACCACUACAACUGGUUCUGUUACUACACCAUCAACUAAUACAGCCCCGGCCCCUUCAUUUUUCAGUUCCAAACCAACUGACAAGCCAGCCACACCAUCAACUACUACUCCAGCAGCCGGUGGCGGCCUAUUCGGAGCGGGGCCAUCCAGUACGGCAGCUUCGGCUGCCCCGACAUCAACCACAAGUGCUACUCCCGUAUCCGCAUCUGCUACCGCUGCACCGGGGUUGUUCGGAACAAAGCCGGGCCCAACUACCACGGCUACCCCAGCAGCAGCAGACGCAAGCAAACCCUCCGCUAUUCCUACAACUACAGCUCCCUCAGCCCAGCCUACCGGGUCUACUUCAGUUCAACCGGCUUCCCGUUUAAAGAACAAGUCUCUAGACGAACUUAUCACCCGUUGGACUUCAGACCUUGACAAAUACACAACAGAGUUCAACAAACAGGCUACUGAGAUUGCGAGUUGGGACCGCAUGCUUGUAAUGAACGGCGAAAAGCUUGUGGAAUUGCAUACCGAGACUCUCAAAGCCACCAAGAAGCAAGAGGACAUCAACAAGGCUCUCGACUAUGUCGUCGGGCAGCAAGAGGAACUCGCAGUUGCUCUCGAAUUAUACGAGAAACAAGUUGACGAUAUCUUCCAGACACAAAUCGGUGGGCCCGAAGGAAUGCAACCCGCUGAUCAAGAAAGAGAGAAGUCCUACUUGUUGGCAGAGAAGUUGGAUAAACAGCUCGACAUUAUGAGCAAAGGUUUAGGAAGUAUCAUUACAGACAUAAACAACGCGACAAGCACGAUCAACAAGACUAGUAGUGCAGAGGAUCCCCUUGCAACGAUUGUUAAGAUUUUGAACAACCAUCUCGGAGCUCUUCAAGAAAUUGAUGUUCGUUCGAACACCUUGCAAGGCAAGAUCGACGCAGCACGAACUGUGCGGGACGCGAGUAUGUCAAACAACGGUCUCGGAGGGCAAGAUAUGAACGAUUUCUUUGCUUCACAAGCUUUUAGAGGUGGAAGGUAG